ACUGCUGCAAGUGAGGAGAGAACCUCUAGUCACGAUUUCCUUGUCAGAUGUGUUUACAGGGGUGUGGAGACAUUGGGAAAGGAAUUUUUUAUGUAUUUUGAUCAGAAAGCUUUGAGGAUUCACUUUGGUAUGAACGGUUCCAUGCGCAUUAAUCCUGAUGGAAGAAAAGACAGAAAUGGAGCACUACCAGUUUUGGAGAUACAGCUUACAGAGGAUACUGUUUGGUUUUUUGACGUGACAGUAGAGUAUAGAGAUGCAGCUGAGAGUGAGCAGAAAGUGAGAAUGAUGGAAAGCUUGGAUGUCUGUUCUCCAAAGUUUAGCUUCUUAAGAGCAGAAAGUGAGAUUAAGCAGCAGAACACCCGCAUGUUGUGUGAUGUGUUACUGGAUCAAGCAGUAUUACCCGGAGUGGGAAAUAUCAUAAAAAAUGAAGCACUGUUUGACAGUGGUCUUCAUCCAGCUGUUACGGUUUGCCAACUGACAGAUGAGCAUAUAAGUCACUUGGUGAAAAUGACACGUGAUUUUACCCUGCUUUUUUAUAAGUGCCGCAAAAUUGGGUCUCCACUCUACAAACACUACAGAGUGUACAAGCGCCCAGCCUGUGGUCAGUGCAACGGGAAGAUCACUGUGUGUCGUUUAGGAGAGAGUAACAGGAUGACUUACUUCUGCUCUCGAUGUCAAACGGCGGAUCCACAGCUUGUCAACAUUAGCAAACUGCCAACUAGAAAUAGCCUAAUUGGCUGGGCAUACGGCAGAGGGUCAUGUUCUAAUGAACGUGUAGCUCAGAAAUCUGAAGAGGAGUGGACGUGUGUGCGCUGUACCCUAAUAAACAAGCCUUCUGCUGAAAUUUGUGAUGCCUGUUUGACUUCAAGGCCUGAAGUUCCAAAGACAAAGAAUGUUGAAGAUUCUGCAGCCUUUAACAUAAACUUAAUGAAGUACCCUUGUAAUGAUUUCAGAAAACCAAGCACAGAAAUAAAGAUCAAUAGGAAAGCUGUAUUUGGAACUACAACUCUUGUCUUAACAGAUCUUGGUAACAAAGCUGUUUUGAGAAAUGAUACCCAAAUAUCUGAUGGACACUUUCAGUGUUUUGCUCCAAAAAGCAAUUGUAAUCAAAUUCAAAACAAUGCCUACGAGUCAGGGGGAAGCACAGGCAAGGAUUGCUCAACACACAUAACUGCAAAGGCUUUGUCCUCCUGUCAGCAACCUCUGUCUUUCAAACACGUACAGAAAAAACAGAAAACUGAUCAUAUACCCUCGGUUCACCAAUGUAAUACAGCAAUUAGCACACCUCAAGCUAAUAUGACAGAUGAUAUCAAUCUGUUAAGUGCGGGCCAUCCUCGCUGCAGUCAACACAACCGUCUCUGCAGCCUCAGAGUUGUGAGAAAGGAUGGAGAGAACAAGGGCAGGCAGUUUUACACCUGUUCCCUACCCAGAGAAACUCAGUGUGACUACUUUCAAUGGGCUGACUUGAAUUUUCCGUUUUGCAACCAUGGCAAGCGAUGUGUUAUGAAGACUGUCUUGAAGAUUGGUCCAAAUAAUGGAAGGAACUUUUUUGUGUGCCCUCUUGGGAAGGAAAAACAGUGUGGCUUUUUCCAGUGGGCCAAAAAUGGGCCAGGUAUGCAGGUUAUUCCUUGA
Leptosomus discolor (cuckoo roller) is the source of this 1632-nucleotide messenger RNA. The record is from RefSeq and is a predicted model, not a curated record. NCBI's taxonomy places the organism in Eukaryota, Metazoa, Chordata, Aves, Leptosomiformes, Leptosomidae.